UAUUCAGUUAGUUGAAAUUUUUGUGUAGUUCGAUAAAGGUUGAUGUGAAAAACUUCGUCCAUAAACAAUUUAAUUGUGCAUCAUAUCUGAUGAUUGAAGAAUACGGAAAAACUUUCAUCAUUUAUUUCAUCGUUUUCCUCCACAAGUUCCUCACAGCUUCUGAGUUCUUCUAGCGAUUUAUAAACAAGCCUUUUUGUUGGUUUCUGAUAAUAAAGCCUUGAAAAUUCUCGGCACUAUAUAAAAAAUUUCAUUGAAUAUGACAGGAAACAUGGAAGAUAAAUUGAAAUCAUCACCGUUGUAUUUCCCAGUUGCUGAUAAAGAUACCAGAACUUCUAUUCCUCGUGACUCGUCGUCAGCUAAUUUGAUCCAGAAAAGAAAUAAUUGGAGUCGUCCAAUUGAGUUUAUUCUGUCGUGUUUAAGCUAUGCGAUUGGACUUGGAAAUAUUUGGCGGUUUCCGUUUCUUGCAUUUAGAAAUGGAGGUGGAGCGUUCCUCAUACCCUAUCUGCUGUCUGCAAUCUUCAUCGGAAUGCCAAUUUUAUUUGCGGAACUGAUUGUAGGACAAUACAGUGGAUUGGGACCAAUAAAAGCUUAUGAGUUUCUUGCUCCAUUGUUUAAAGGACUAGGCUACUCCACCCUGAUUGUCAUCACAUUCGUUUCAAUCUACUAUAUGCUGAUAAUUGCAUGGGUGCUCUUUUAUCUCUAUACCUCAUUCUUUCCGAGCAUGACAUGGGGGAGAUGUGAUAACGAAUGGAACACAGAAAAUUGCUACAGUAUAUUAGAAGAUGUCAAAUGCCGUGAUUAUAACGUCGGAAAUGAUAGUGACAAAAUAUUUUAUCGUGGACAAUGCAGGAAUGUCAGUGAUAUUUGCAAAUCUAUUGGACUUGUCGGAAUUAAUGCUACUCAUUGUUUUAAUUCAACAAUCAGUGAGAACAUUCCAAUUUAUAGAAUUAUUAACCGCACUCUAUCGUCUGAGGAAUUUUAUUAUGAGAAUGUUCUUGGGCUGAGUGAUGCAUCAUGGGAAAAUUGGGGAUGGCCACGAUGGCAGCUUGUGCUUUGUUUCCUCAUCGGCUGGAUAAUGGUCUACUUAUGCCUUGCCAAAGGAAUUCAUUCAAUUGGAAAAGUUGCAUACUUUACAUCAACAUUCCCGUACUUAGUAUUAGCAGCUCUGUUUGUCCGUGCUUUGACAUUGCCUGGAUCUUAUGAAGGAAUUCUUUUUUACAUCAUUCCUGACUGGGAGAAGCUUCUAAGUCCUGGAGUAUGGGGAGACGCGAGCAGUCAAAUAUUUUACUCUCUUGGACUUGGAUGUGGAUCACUUGUUGCACUUUCUUCGUACAGUAAGUUCAACAACAACUGUCAUUAUGACUCAAUAUUCAUAUCAAUUGUUAGCUUUGCUACCGCAUUGUUUGGAGGAUUUGUAGUAUUUGCGACUCUUGGGUUCUUAGCUCAUUCAAUGCAGGAACCGAUUGAAACAAUUGUGACUAGUGGACCUGGAUUGACAUUCAUCACAUAUCCUGAAGCUAUUCUACUAAUGCCAGGUUCUCAAGCAUGGGCAAUUUUGUUCUUCUUGAUGAUGUUAACCUUAGGAUUAGGCUCACAAUUUCCAGGCGUUCAAAUGAUAUCAACAUCCAUCAUCGACCACUGGCCACAUUUGAGGAAUCAGGAAUGGAAAGUGACAGCUGGUGUCUGCAUGGGUUGUUUUGUUGCUGGACUUCCAAUGACUUGCAAAGGUGGCAUUUAUCUUUUCACAUUAAUGGAAUGGCAUACAGCAAGUUGGGCAAUCCUCCUAAUUGGUGCUGGUGAAGUUGUCAUCUUCUCAUGGGUCUACGGAAUGGAACGAACAUACGACAGCAUCUGUGAAAUGGGAAUGAAAUUCUGUAAAGCUACAAAAUUCUUCUGGUCAUCAGUUUGGAUGGUCAUUACUCCAAUCGGUUCUGUUGGAAUUUUCAUCUUCAUUUUAACUGAUCUUGGCUCAACAAAAUUCCGUGACUAUGUAUUCCCAGUAUGGGCUGAUACAUUAGGUUGGAUGUUUGGAUUAUCAACACUCCUUCCAUUUGUGUUGUUUGGUGCUUAUUCGUGGAUUAGGACAAAGGAUCGAAAAUUAUUGUUGGAGCCAGCAGAAAAUUGGGGACCACAAGAAGUUGAUGGACAGAGGGUUGAUAGAGGAUUAGUCUUACCUUAAAUAAUUAAUUUUAUAUUCC
Messenger RNA from Chironomus riparius, 2198 nucleotides. The record is from the annotation of a GenBank genome assembly. Lineage: Eukaryota; Metazoa; Arthropoda; Insecta; Diptera; Chironomidae.